Messenger RNA from Mucor mucedo, 1782 nucleotides. RefSeq lists its product as uncharacterized. The transcript is spliced from 6 exons. Gene Ontology annotation, biological process: proteolysis. Gene Ontology annotation, molecular function: aspartic-type endopeptidase activity. The record is from RefSeq and is a predicted model, not a curated record. NCBI's taxonomy places the organism in Eukaryota, Fungi, Mucoromycota, Mucoromycetes, Mucorales, Mucoraceae. Bases 1 to 1782 code for a protein of 593 amino acids.
AUGAAAUCAAAUCCUAGUCCUCUGGAUAAUGUUCCGUCUUCUUUGGGGUCGUCUUCUGCUUCUUGUAUGAGCAAGUUUAUCUCUAAACCUAAAAUUUUUUAUGGUAAUCGCGAGGAUACCAUGAAACCCAUGACUUGGUUAAAAUCUGUUGAAAUAUUACACAAAGGAAUGGCCUUUAGUGACGAAGAAAUUAUUUUCAUUGUCUCUUCUUAUUUAGCCGGACCGGCAGCUAUUUGGUGGGGUGUUGUUGAGAAGGAUGUAUUAUCUUGGAACUCUUUUGUAUUUGAAUUCACUGGUCAAUAUGAUUCAGUUGAACAACAUGAUGCUUGGUGGGAAGAAUUAGAGAAUUGGAAGCAAUCAUCUAAUCAAGGUGUCGACGAUUUCAAGUUCCGAUUACUUGAAUUGUACGAGAUGCUCGGGGUACCUAUAGGUUCUUCGGCUAGAACGAGAUACUUUAUGCGUGCUAUCCAUAGGGAUAUCGCCCAAAAGGUUACUGAUCUGGGAAUUUCGUCGAAUAACUGGGCUGGAGUUACAGCAACUGCAAAGAGAGUCGAAUUAAUUUUCUUGAAGUAUGGUCGUCAUAAAUCAUCCUCUUUUGAAUUACCAAUGAGCACUGAAAGAAGUCGUCAAAAUAUCCAAGAAGAUUCGGAAAGUGUCAAGUCAUUUAAUUCAUUAUCAACCACCAUGAGAAACGUAUGUCAAGGAAUGAACGAUCUGCAAUUGUCUUUAGAUACUGUUAGCAAUAUUGUGGGAAGCGUCAACAAUCUCCAUCAUGUUCGUAUCAAUAAUAGACCUCAAAAUGAUAAUCUUGUCGAUAAUCGUACUUGUUACAAUUGUCGCGAAGUAGGCCAAAUUGCUACGUAUUCCAACCAACCAACAUUACCCCGUAGCGAUAGUCGUGAUUAUGCUCAAUGUGAACGAAACUCUGCUGAUAACCAGGGAAAAGGUGUGAACACCGUUGGGGUCAGUACUGUUUGUUUGGUGGAAUUGGCAGAAGAUAAUGGAGUGGAUGUCUUUGCUGUGAAAAGAAGUCGCAAUAAUGGUGAAGGCUCUGUUGAUUCGAAUGUUGGUGUUAACAAUAAUAAUAUACCGGAUGUAACUAAUUUGGAAAAUGCUUCCACUAUAGCUGUAUCUGGAAGUACCUCACAAAUAGAUGAAGUCAAUGCGCCAAUCAGCUUGAAGGAUCGGAUUGCCAACGGCAAAUCGGCACAAAAAGAUUUGAAGAAUGGUUUGAGCAUUAGAAGUGAUGAUACAGUCUACGAUUGUCCUUAUACAAGAUCUAAUCUCGAUCGUUCGUCUCCGUUGUCUGUGUUAGGUACUAUUAACGACAAUCCUAUCAAGAUGAUUGUAGAUAGUGGCAGUAGUAUAAGUGUGAUUAGCAAGUCGUUCGCUACAAAACCAGGUCUAAUUUGUACCGGUGAUCGAAUUCAUAUCCGAACCAUCAAAACUAGCAAGGAUAGAAGUAAACGAAAUGAAUGCGAAGUUACAGUUUCUGUACCUAGUAGAAUUGGUAGCAAACGUACGCCCGAACACAUGGUCAUCAAAGAAGAUAGCGUAACUACGGCUGGUGAACCCUUAGUUCUUCUUGGUAUGACUUGGCUGCAACAAUACGACAUAUCAAUACAUGCGAAGGAGAAGUUAAUUGAAAUCCCAGUAAAUAAUAGAGCUGAUUCGAUUAUGGUUCAAGGACAAAGAUUUCAGCAAUCCAGCAACGUCGAUAAUGUUGAGGUCUUUUUUGUGUGUUGGAUCCUGAUGAGUUUGAUGAAGAUGACAAUGAUGUAA